Humulus lupulus (European hop) is the source of this 1211-nucleotide messenger RNA. RefSeq names its product heavy metal-associated isoprenylated plant protein 30-like. The transcript is spliced from 3 exons. Gene Ontology annotation, molecular function: metal ion binding. NCBI's taxonomy places the organism in Eukaryota, Viridiplantae, Streptophyta, Magnoliopsida, Rosales, Cannabaceae. The record is from RefSeq and is a predicted model, not a curated record. Bases 384 to 974 code for a protein of 196 amino acids.
AGCAUUAAAUCUUGUGAAUACAAGUUUUGAUACCAUUCCCUGUCCAAAGGGUACUCUCCUAAUAAUAUUAGUAAUAGUAAUCACUAUCCAAAUUAAAACCCUAUCACAUAAGAAAACAACCUAGCUCACCACCCCAUCUUAUUAUUAUUAAUAAUAUUUAUACUUUUGGAAUAUUACCAAGAGAUAAAUCUCAAGGAAGGGAUGCUCAAGAAGCCACAGAGGAAUAUCUUGUGAGGCUUUGAUUAAGCUAAGUAAUAUUAGCUAGUUGUGUCUCUGGGGUUUUCCUUUCUCUUCCAUCUUAUCUUUUCUUUGUUUCUGUUUUUGUUUUUUCUUUCUUGUGUGUCAAGUAGUAUAGUAUAAAUAGUUGAAGAGGGGUUUGGGUUAUGGCAACGGUACUAGAAAAAGCCUUUGGUUCUAUCAUAUCUUCGGUUGCUUAUUGUUACUAUCUCUUUCGAGAUACCAAUAGUGUUCACCACAAAAGCGUUCGCCAUCACCCCCACAGCCACCAUCACCACCACCACGACUACAAACACUACAACAAAAUGCCCAAGAAGGGUCGUCCUCUUUCUUUGCAGACUGUGGAUCUCAAAGUUAGGAUGUGCUGCACUGGCUGUGAACGAGUAGUCAAAAGUGCUAUUCAUAAGCUUAGAGGGAUUGACUCGGUGGAGGUAAACCUAGAGCUAGAAAAGGUAACAGUAGUUGGGUAUGUUGACCGGAACAAGGUGCUAAAGGCGGUGAGGAGGGCGGGGAAGAGGGCGGAGUUCUGGCCGUACCCUGAUAUACCGCUCUACUUCACUUCCACAAGUGACUACUUCAGAGACACCACCAAUGAGUUCAAGGAAAGCUACAACUACUACAGGCAUGGCUACAAUAUUGGCGAGAAGCAUGGUCGAAUUCCCGUCACUCAGAGGGGAGACGACAAGGUCAGCAACAUGUUCAACGACGACAAUGUCAACGCUUGUUCUCUCAUGUAAUAAUAAUUAAUACUAACUCUGAUCUCUAUUUUAUAACCAACUCUCUAUAUAUGUAUAUGUAUAUGUGUAUGUGCUGGUGUGUAAUGUACUUUAUAGAUAUGAUCUUUACCAUCACAUCUAUGUGUGUGUAUAUGCAUAAUGCCAUGAUGUUUGAUCGUUAAGGAUUGGAGAACUUGAAUUAUAUAUUAUGUAAGGAUUAUAUAUUUCAAUAUAUUUCUCUCUUAUACCUAGAUACAA